Molecule: messenger RNA, 1810 nt
Organism: Hyalella azteca
Lineage: Eukaryota; Metazoa; Arthropoda; Malacostraca; Amphipoda; Hyalellidae
Product: bifunctional endo-1,4-beta-xylanase XylA
Exons: 3
Coding region: 97-651 (184 amino acids)
Source: RefSeq, a predicted model, not a curated record
UGGCCAACAGUGGAAGGUGGAACUUGCUGUCUUUCCAUCAAGUCGUUUGUUAAAGUUCUCUUGACAUCUGUUAACUUGAGUGAUACUUGAAACAAGAUGAUGAACAAGUUAACAAUUGUGCUUCUGCUCGGAUUGGCAGCUUUGAUCUUUGCUGACAGUGACGAGUUCCCAUCGUUCAGAAGCCGUUCUUGGGACGAUGACAGCGACGAACGUUUUGGUGGAAACUUUCGUUCCUUCAACACACGUCACACGAAUGUCCACUGGGCCGCCGCCCAGCGGCCGUCGACCUCCUCUUGGCGUCGCCGCGACUACAGCAACAGCGUCGAGAGCGACGAGCGAUGGGGCGGUAGUCGUGGCUGGGCGAGACCGGCCACCACCAGCAACACGCACUGGAAUACACCUACCAGAGCCACUUGGAAGACUCCAGUGAAGUCCACGUGGAACAACCCAGCAUGGGACAACCAAAUUGGGCAAAGCUGGAACGGUGCGCAUUCCAACAGCAUCUGGAGCAAUAGUGGCUCACGCAGCAAUCCCUUCAAUUGGGCCAGUCAGAGUAAAUGGAACCAGGGUAAUUCGUGGAACUCAAAGAAGUCAUCAAAUCAAGGAAAGUGGAACAACAACAACAACCAGUGGAACAAGAGGUGGUGGUAGAAAACUUCAGUUCAUCGGCUUCCGAAACUUGAUGGCCGCCCAAAUUUAGUUUCGAAGCGCUACAUGACUUGGAUAUUAUUGUUAUAAUGUAUGCUUGAUUAGAAUGCAGCAUAGUACUGAACAUCUAGUGGACGAAUAGUUGUGUUUUUUCGUACUCAAACUUAGGGCAAAGUACAACAAAGAUUUUCUGUGCGAAACCGUUUUUGUAUGAUGACCUUUGCUGCUCUUUUAUGUGUCAAUUAACGUUUAGCGAGACUUUUCGCUCCGGUAUUAUUCUAUUUAAAAUUAUCAUAUUAUUUGGAUGCAAUGCUAUUUCGAUGCAUAAUUUCAUUCUCGGAGUGAACGAUUCACGGAAACGAUUCCCUCCGAGCCACAUCUCGGCAAACAAACGAUCAGGCCAGAAGCAAUCGGCUUAGUCCGGGAUUGAAUUGAAUUACGAUUACUGAAAUCUGUCUGUGAUAAAGAAAUUUUUGAGAUUAUUUGUUAUAUGAUUUGGCAUUAAUUUUUGGGUAUUUCCUUGUGACAUGGCAUUUGUUGCUUGUUAUUGAAUAUAAUUUGAUAAUUAGAAUUAUUAUGUCUCUUACUUUAGCAGUGUAGUUCCAAUACAAACUAUUUAGUGGUUAUUCUACCGUCUCCUAAAUUUAAUUUUAGUAGAAACCAUCUCUUAAACUUACUCGUCGGAGAUUCCCACCUACAGAGGCGAUGUAUUAUUCCGAAUGUUCCUUCGCUAAUUCAAAAAUUGGUUCAAUUUGUCCACCGAAUGGCAAAUUCAAGGAAGGGCUCUACGCUGAACGAUUCUACAUGUCUCGGAUUGUCCCGUUUUAUUGUUUUCAAUGCCGACCGUUGGGCGAGCGCCAAUAAAUUCAGAUAGAAAUGUAUAUCGAACUAGUCAAAAUAAAACUAAAUUUAUAAUUCGAGAUCCGACGAAGAUAAACAAUUAAGUUAUUAUUUCCACUGUUAUAAAAUUAGUUGAGUUGUAUUGUCAGAAGUAUAUAUUCCAGAACAGUUUUGAUAAUCCCGAUUUUGCCCUCAAUUCGUUGUUGCUGAGGAGGGAGGAAAAUCAUGAAAUUAGUGAGGUAUAAUAACUUAUAAUUCAAAAUCCAGCAGUGAUUGGACAGACAAUUUUGAUAAGCCAUUUUAAUAAAUUUGAUGAGCGUCA